CACAACAGCUGUUCGCUCAGUUCUUAUUCAGUAGAUAGACAACAACCGACCGGCACUUACGUAAUCCCGUGUUUGAGAUUAAAAUGAAUUUCGCUGGCAAAGUUGUCCUUAUUACAGGAGCUAGUAGUGGAAUUGGUGCGGCCACGGCCCUCAAAUUGUCGCAAUUGGGUGCUUCCUUAGCUUUGACCGGAAGAAAUGUCGAGAACCUCAACAAGGUGUCCAAAGAAUUGGCCGUCGGAACAAACACUCCUUUCAUUAUACCUGGAGACAUAACCCAAGAAACGGACACCAAGCGUAUUCUGGAGGCAACAAUAUCUAAAUUUGGUAAGCUCGAUGUGUUGGUCAACAAUGCAGGUAUCAUCGAGACCGGAACGAUCGAAACUACUUCCUUGGAACAAUACGACCGAGUGAUGAAUACAAACAUACGAUCCAUCUACCACUUGACAAUGCUGGCCGUCCCACAUUUGAUCAAAAGUCAAGGUAACGUAGUCAAUGUGUCCAGCGUUAAUGGAAUAAGAUCUUUCCCGGGAGUGUUGGCUUACAACAUAUCGAAGAUUGCAGUCGAUCAGUUCACGCGUUGCGUUGCCUUGGAAUUGGCUUCAAAGAAUGUUCGGGUAAAUUGUGUCAAUCCUGGCGUCACAGUAACUAAUCUUCAUAAACGAGGCGGAAUGGACGAGGCAACCUAUCAGAAGUUCUUGGAACAUUCAAAAAAUACCCACGCCAUGGGACGACCCGGAAAGGCUUCGGAAGUUGCCGACGCCAUAGUUUUCUUGGCUAGUGACGCCGCAUCAUUCAUCACUGGUGCCAGCUUACCCAUCGAUGGAGGACGCCAUGCAAUGUGUCCCAGAUAGAUACGUAUUCAAAACUUCGGGAGAUCUGUUACUGGUUUAUUGAAACCCGAAGGAUUAUCCGCAUAUUUUAACUGUCAUGCAUUUACAUUAAUGUUGAAUAAAAUCUUUUUUUCUUUUUA
Molecule: messenger RNA, 970 nt
Organism: Uranotaenia lowii
Lineage: Eukaryota; Metazoa; Arthropoda; Insecta; Diptera; Culicidae
Product: 3-oxoacyl-[acyl-carrier-protein] reductase FabG-like
Exons: 1
Coding region: 84-851 (255 amino acids)
Molecular function (GO): oxidoreductase activity
Source: RefSeq, a predicted model, not a curated record